AUACAGCUCCUCCACUUUCGGAGUACUUUGAUGAGAUCUAAUAUCAUUUUCUCAGGCAUAAGAAUAAAACUAUAGAACAAUAUUCUCUUUCCGAUUGGCCCAGGAAUGGGAGCAACGUCCAAAAUGCGUACCGGAAUGUUUGUUAUUCCAUCUUGUGACAUUCCUGUGAACAAGAUACUUAUGGGAACAAGAUGAAGAGCGACAAGUGGCAAAAUACAUUUUGAAGAAUGUAAGAUGGUUGAAGAAAGCAACUUUCUAUACAGAACCGGAAGAUGUACGUCGAAUCCUUGGAAGAGAAACCUGAGAUGCUAAACGAGUUGGCUAGUGUAGUUAGAGCUUCAAAUUCAUGUCACCUCGUCUUUGAAUCAUCCAACUAAUCUCUUUAACUUUUUUUUUACUACUAUGCUCUUGUUGAGUCAUUGAGAAAUGUGAAACUCGAUAAAUUUAGCUAAGUACGGAUGGUAAUACUAAAUCUUGAUGACAUUUGGGGGAAGGGACUGAUGAAUAUUAUAAAUGGCACCAAUAUGAAACUUGGCAUCAUCACUGACUAACCAUAUCGCUGAUUCAGUCAAAGAUAUAAUAAAUUUGUAAGUUUUGCCAGAAGAAUUGUAUACCUUGUAGCUUUCAGCUUUCACCCAAUGCAUUCUCAAACACAAAUUAUUUACGGAUGUCUCAUACAGCGCCGUUUGAAAAUUGGUUCUAUUUCUUGUGUUACAAGGUAUCUCCCUACGCCUUCAAUGCAAAAUGGGCUCUCACUCAAAGAUGCAACUGCGAACUGCCCCGAGAUUAUUUAAAUGGCUUGUGGUACAAGCUACGUACGGUAUAUAACAUCUGGGCAGAACGUAACCGAAGACUCCAUGACGGCGAAAGUACAACUCCACCUUCAAUAUACGCUCUAGUCAGUUGAAAAUAUGAUAACUGGUUAGAUCAAACGAAUUAAAAAUUGAACUGGAGUUUCGAAUAAUCAAGGUAGAGUUUUAGAGUUGAACCUUAAAACAAUCACACCAAAUAUUAUUUUUAUUAAUAACUAAACAACAUGUUGUUUUCGUUUUACAAUCUUUUUUCUCAGUAUAGCUUCUGCACUCACCGAAAUCAAACGUUAUAAAUUUUUUGAAAAGUAAAACUCUAAUCUGGAAUCAUAUGGCGUUUCUGAAAGUUGAUUUGUAACAAAAAAAAAAAAAAACAAUGAACAAUCAGUCAUUUAGUAAGAAGAAAAAACGCUACACGUCAGCAAUCCGCGUACUACACAGUUAACGAGAAGUAUGAAGAAAGGGCAAAUCGGUAAAAGCCUAGAACAAGGAAUCAGGGUAAGACACUUGUCAUUAACUAAGUGGCUGAUUCAAAAGAGUUUGUUAGAAGUGGCAAAUCCGUCAUUUUACACACUCUUGAACUUUAUUCCUUCUCUCUCAAGUCUCAACACGCUCUCUCUCCCUCUCAAACUCAAACUCUCUCACCACCACCAGAGAUCAAAUCUUCUGCAAUUUCGGUUCCCGUUAUCGUUUCUCGAGAAAUCUUCACUUUCGAUAGUUCGUCAACCGAGAAAUCAGAGCAGAGAGCGAUUCACAGGUUCGAUUACUUGAUCACGACGAGUCUUGUUUCGAUUGUUCAAAACAAGAUGAGUAUAAUAUGUGUUUAUCGAUUGUAAUAUGAGUAUCGAUUGUAUAAUAUGUGUAUAACAAGAUCACGAGAAAUCUAUGUUGAAAGAUGAUUCUGAUUUUGUUUAGGUUUCGUGCUUGGAUUGGCUGAUCAUUCUGUUCCUUCAUCACUCCCAAGUUCACGAACGCAGGAUCAAGGAUGGCUGAUGGUGUUCGUUUUCGUGGGUUAACAGAUCCUCUGUUCAAAGAUCCUCGGUACAAAAGGUUUUUUUGACUUACUGAUCGAAUUGGACCUUAACUAUCGAUGUGUUGUUGAAAAGUACAAUCAGGAGAAGGAGAAGGCAGCAAACAAUAUAUCAACUCAAAAACAAACUCUAUACCCCGAGAUGGAAGAAGAUGAUGUUGUCCCUGCAAGGUUCAGAGCCUUUUUGCACGAAAUUAACGAGUCUUAUGGAGCUGUUUAUCAAAAUUACAAAGAGGAACAGGCCAAGAACAUCAGCAAAGGAAAGCAGCAAAGAUCUUAUGCAGAGGUUGUUAUGUGUCCAGCUGCAGCUAAGGUGGUCGCAGGAAGUGGUAUAGUUGCAGCUCCUCCUCCUCAGCAGAAAACAGCUGUCUUGUCUGGUCCUCAUCAAGCAGCUCAUGCCCCAGCUAAAGUGGUCACAGGAAGUGGUAUAGUUGCAGCUCCUCCUCCUCAGCAGAAAACAGCUGUCUUGUCUGGUCCUCAUCAAGCAGUUCAUGCCCCAGCUAAAGUGGUCACAGGAAGCGGUAUAGUUGCAGCUCCUCCUCCUCAGCAGAAAACAGCCGUCUUGUCUGGUCCUCAUCAAGCAGCUCAUGCCCCAGCUAAGAGAGUUCUUCCUCAGCAGCAGCAAAGAGCUGUCUCAUCUGGUAGCAAAGGAUUCAAGACGGAACCUAGGAGACCACAUCAGGUUACAGCUCCUCGUGCCCCAGCUAAGGGAGGUCUUCCUCAGCAGCAGCAAAGAGCCGGCUUGUCUGGUAGCAAAGGAUCCAAGACGGAACCUAGGAGACCACCUCAGGUUACAGCUCCUCGUGCCCCAGAUAAGAAGGCUGCCGAGCAAACAUCAUCGAGCCUUUCUGGAUUGGACAAGAAAGUUAGUGGAGCACAAAAGGAGGCACCUUGCCCAUCAAAGAGCGAUGCCAUCUCUAGUCCUCAGCACGGGCACAGUGGGAAUGAACGUUCUGGUCCCUCUGAUGGUGAGUUGAUGAAAAAAAGGGGUAAGGAGAAGGUUGUGGAUGAUGAAGAAGAGCCUCCUCCAUCUGGACUACUUGAAGUCUCAAAGCAAGCAUCUGAUGGUUCUUCUGAAGCUGAAGCAGAGAUUGUCAACGAGUUGAUGAGAAAAAAGGGUAAGGGGAAGGUUGUGGAUGAUGAAGAAGAGCAUCCUCCAUCUGGACUACUUGAAGUCUCAAAGCAAGCAUCUGAUGGUCCUCACCGCAGUGAAGAAGCUCCUUCUGAAGUUGAAGCUAGUUCACCAGCAAAGGCCGAGCUCAAGAGAGAGCCAAAGGAACUGCAUUCCUCUCUUGAACUGGUCACAUGCGAUUUGAGCUCAGAUGAUAUGUGUGCACAGGUUCAGACACUACUCAAAGAAAACUUCUCGGACACUGCAACCUUUUGAUUUAUCCAAAGAUUAUCUGAGGUGGGCCUUGCAGCCAUGGGGUUAUAAGAAGGAAUGGCAUAUGGGAAUCUGUUCCAAGCGCAACAAGAAGCUGCUUGGCUUUAUCAGUGGUGUCCCUAUCAAAAUCCAAAUAGGUGAGGAUGUGGUUGAAGCGGCAGAUUUAAAUUUUCUCUGUGUUCAGAAGGGUUUCAAGAAGUUCAGCUUUGGUUCUUUGGGUUCAUUCAUGAUCGAUGAGAUGAGAAGAAGGGUUGACCUGGAGGGUGUUAGCAAAGCUGUUUAUCUCACAGUUUCAGAGCGCUCUACACCAAGCAUCACCUGCCAACCAUGGUACAGGGCAUUGAAGGAAGAAAAACAACCACUACCUGCAGCAACAACACAAACACCUGGCUUAAGACCAAUGUUACCAUGUGAUGUCCCUGCUGUUACAAAACUUAUAAGAAGCUACCUUAGACAGUUUAGGGUUUCAUCUUACCUUGAAGAAGCAGACGUCACCCAUUGGCUUCUGCCACGGGAUAAGGUUGUGUACUCUUACGUCGUGGUCAACCCUUCCACUGAGUUUGUGACUGACUUCUUCAGUUUCUACGCUAGGAAAAAUUCUGAUUUGAAUGUAGCAUUCUCCUUUUAUCAUGUUGCUAGAGACACCUCCACCAAGACUCUCAUGAGCGAUGCCUUAGUAGUGGCAAAGGAAAGUGGAUUUGACUUCUUC
This is a messenger RNA of Brassica rapa (field mustard), 3932 nucleotides long. RefSeq names its product atherin-like. NCBI's taxonomy places the organism in Eukaryota, Viridiplantae, Streptophyta, Magnoliopsida, Brassicales, Brassicaceae. The record is from RefSeq and is a predicted model, not a curated record.